Molecule: messenger RNA, 965 nt
Organism: Gastrolobium bilobum
Lineage: Eukaryota; Viridiplantae; Streptophyta; Magnoliopsida; Fabales; Fabaceae
Product: peptide methionine sulfoxide reductase-like
Exons: 2
Coding region: 179-763 (194 amino acids)
Biological process (GO): cellular response to oxidative stress
Cellular component (GO): cytoplasm
Molecular function (GO): peptide-methionine (S)-S-oxide reductase activity
Source: RefSeq, a predicted model, not a curated record
GACUUUUGAUUCAGUCUCUAAUCUCUACAACUUGUGCUUCACGCUUCAGCCAUUAGCUUGUAUCAUUAUCAAUAUUAAUUAAUAGCAUUUCUCUUACUGUGAAGUAAUAAUUCGGUUUUGUUCUCUGCAUCUACGGAACACCUCAAUCUGUUACACAGGACAGGAGUAGUGAAAUACAAUGGCUACGAUUGCAGGCGAUGGCGGGCACCACAACCCGGCUCUUGACCCGGAUUCGGAUACUCCGGAAAACCUGGAUCACGAGUUGGCUGAGUUCGGAGCGGGUUGCUUCUGGGGUGCGGAGCUGGCCUUUCAGCGAGUUGAGGGAGUGGUGAAGACUGAAGUUGGAUAUUCCCAGGGUCACACACCGGAUCCCAACUACAGACUGGUCUGCACCGGAUCCACCAACCACGUCGAAGUGGUCCGGGUCCACUUCGACCCGAAAGUCUGCCCCUACCCGAAUCUCCUUGCUCUCUUUUGGUCACGACAUGACCCCACUACCCUCAAUCGCCAGGGAGGAGAUGUGGGUUCACAGUAUAGAUCAGGAAUAUACUACUACAAUGAAACUCAGGCUCGUUUAGCUCAAGAAUCUAAAGAAGCUAAACAGUUGGAAUUGAAGGACAAGAUUGUGACAGAAAUACUUGCAGCAAAGAGGUUUUACAGAGCAGAGGAAUACCAUCAGCAAUAUCUGGAGAAGGGUGGAGGUCAAGGCCUCAAACAGUCUUCAGAAAAGGGCUGCACUGAUCCCAUUAGGUGCUAUGGUUGAUGACUUACUUCGCACUUCACACUAAGUCUAGCUUCUAUCUGCCAUCUAUUUAGAAUGCUAGUAUUAUCCAAAAAUAAAAUUUUAUGGUUUAUGUAUAAAAGUGAUCAGAUCAGAUACUUUCUCUGCAAUCUCAACUCUUAAUUGAAUGUUUUAGUUCCUGUUUGAACAAUUGCUGUUUAAAUAAUUGCUGUAUGUUGUCUCU